Molecule: messenger RNA, 1112 nt
Organism: Cornus florida
Lineage: Eukaryota; Viridiplantae; Streptophyta; Magnoliopsida; Cornales; Cornaceae
Product: succinate dehydrogenase [ubiquinone] iron-sulfur subunit 2, mitochondrial-like
Exons: 2
Coding region: 63-893 (276 amino acids)
Biological process (GO): tricarboxylic acid cycle; respiratory electron transport chain; aerobic respiration
Cellular component (GO): mitochondrion
Molecular function (GO): electron transfer activity; 2 iron, 2 sulfur cluster binding
Source: RefSeq, a predicted model, not a curated record
CUGUUGUUUCUAAUAUUUUCAUUUGUUCAUCCACUUUCCCUAUCUAGGCGCAUAGCACAAAAAUGGCGACUGGUUUGGUUCGGAGAGCAAUAUAUAGCGUUCAGUCGUCGCCGGCGGCGAAACUGGUGGUGGCUCGAGCUAACGCGUCGGAGGCUCAAGCACAACAGGUGGAGCCCAAGGCCACAACCGCCACCAACUUCAAGACCUUCCAAAUCUACCGGUGGAAUCCGGACAAUCCGACGAAACCGGAGCUUCAGGACUACAAGAUCAACCUCAAGGAGUGUGGUCCGAUGGUUCUCGACGCUCUGAUCAAGAUCAAGAACGAGAUCGAUCCUACGCUCACCUUCCGCCGAUCGUGCCGCGAGGGGAUUUGCGGGUCCUGCGCGAUGAACAUCGACGGCGGUAAUGGAUUGGCUUGCCUGACGAAGAUCCCGUCGGGGACGUCGUCGACGGUGACGCCGUUGCCGCACAUGUUCGUGAUCAAAGAUCUGGUGGUGGACAUGACGAAUUUCUACAACCAGUACAAGAGUAUUGAGCCGUGGUUGAAGAGGAAGAACCCGUCUACGACUGGGAAGGAGUAUCUGCAGACCAAGAAGGAUAGGGCAAAGCUUGAUGGGAUGUACGAGUGCAUACUGUGCUCCUGCUGUAGCACAUCCUGCCCCAGUUAUUGGUGGAACCCUGAGUCUUAUCUCGGUCCCGCUGCUCUUCUCCAAGCCAAUCGAUGGAUAAUGGAUAGUCGUGAUGAAUAUACAAAGGAGCGCCUUGAUGCGAUAUGUGAUGAGUUCAAGCUAUACCGUUGCCAUACAAUAAUGAAUUGUGCCCGUGCCUGCCCUAAAGGACUGAACCCUGCAAAAGAAAUUAUCAACAUCAAGCAGCUUCAGCUUAAAAUUUGAGUGUCUUUGGAAGUAUGAUGAUGUGCAUUGACUUAUUCAGGGAUUAUUUUGGACAACUAGUAUUUUCUGAAGUUAAUAACGUUUGCAUCAAUUGUAUUUGGUCAUUUUCAGAUCUUCUUGUACUUAAAAAGUUUGGGAUAUAUUUUUUUUGUUUCAAUAAUUUUUAUAUAAACUGCUUUGGUCAAUAGGUCUAUAUUGACCUGAACCGUGUUUAUUAAA